CCCUGGGGCAGAGACGUGGUCCAUGGGCCCAAUCCAGGUCCUCAAAGGGAGAGCAGGUCUGAGCCCUCGUCCUCUGAAGUGAGAAAUCUCAUCUCCCACUACAGACCUGCCAGGGCCCAGGAGAGUUCGACCCACCCAGGCACACCACAGCAGCAGAAAUGGCUUGGGACACAGGAGUAUGGAAGCAGAUGUUUCAGGAGUUAAUGCGGGAGGUGAAGCCAUGGCACAGAUGGGCCCUGACGCCAGACAGAGGCCUUCUUCCCGACGUCCUGAAGCCAGGGUGGAUGCAAUACCAGCAGUGGACCUCCGCCAGGUUCCAGUGUUCCUCCUGCUCUCGCAAUUGGAACUCUAGCCAAGUUCUGGUCCUUUUCCACAUGCACUGGAGUGAGGAGAAGUCCAGGGGCCAGGUGAAGAUGAGGGUGUUUACCCAGAGCUGUAAGAAGUGCCCCCAACCUCUGUUUGAGGCCCCUGAGUUCACGCAAGAGAACACCUCAAGGGUCCUGAAAAACCUUGUCUUCCAAAUUCUGAAGAAAUGCUAUAGAGAAAGAUUUCAGUUGAUAGAGGAGGUUCCUGUGAUCAAGGACAUCUCUCUGGAAGGGUCCCAUGAUAGUGACCACUGUGAGGCAUGUCUGCAGGGUUUCUGUGCUCGGCCCUUACAGAUUAUGAACCUCCCCCAAUCUUGGACCCCAAGAGUAUACUCCAUUUACAACGUGGAGGAGGGAGUUGAGCCCUGGCCCUCAAGAGAGAAUGGCUGUUCCAACGCAUGCCAGAACCACACCUGUAGGAACUUAAGCAUUUCCUGCUGUUGUGUCAUUCUCAUUGUUAUCGUGAUCAUUGUUGUAAAAACUACUAUAUGAGCCUUGGAAACAUGAUGCCAAGUGGAAAAAAAAUCAGAUGCAAAAUUCACAUGUUGUAUGAUUUCAUUUUUGUGAAAUGUCCAGAAUAGGUAAAUUUAUUAGACGAAUUGCUAGCAGGGCCUGGGGAAAGUGGGAGACAGGAAGCAACUAUUUAAUCCUCAGAGGGUUCUUUUUGCAGGGGAUAGUGUUGUGAUGCAGAUGUUUUGGGCUGAGACAGAGGUGUGGUUGCACAACACUGCCAAUGCAGUAAAUGUCAUUGAACUGUUCACUUUCAA
Messenger RNA from Sapajus apella (tufted capuchin), 1132 nucleotides. RefSeq names its product receptor transporter protein 3 (gene RTP3). NCBI's taxonomy places the organism in Eukaryota, Metazoa, Chordata, Mammalia, Primates, Cebidae. Gene Ontology annotation, cellular component: cytoplasm. Gene Ontology annotation, molecular function: olfactory receptor binding. The record is from RefSeq and is a predicted model, not a curated record. Bases 159 to 857 code for a protein of 232 amino acids. Gene Ontology annotation, biological process: protein insertion into membrane; protein targeting to membrane; detection of chemical stimulus involved in sensory perception of bitter taste. The transcript is spliced from 2 exons.